Messenger RNA from Talpa occidentalis (Iberian mole), 2009 nucleotides. It is a transcript of the gene EFNA4, whose product is annotated as ephrin A4. Gene Ontology annotation, biological process: axon guidance; ephrin receptor signaling pathway. Gene Ontology annotation, cellular component: plasma membrane. Gene Ontology annotation, molecular function: ephrin receptor binding. The record is from RefSeq and is a predicted model, not a curated record. NCBI's taxonomy places the organism in Eukaryota, Metazoa, Chordata, Mammalia, Eulipotyphla, Talpidae. Bases 65 to 679 code for a protein of 204 amino acids. The transcript has 4 exons.
UCUCGCGGCGACUGCGAAGCGGGCCGGGACCGGCCGGACCAGACCGGACCGGACCCCGGGGGCGAUGCGGCUGCUGCCGCUGCUGCGGACUGUCCUCUGGGCCGCGCUCCUCGGCUCUCCUCUGCGAGGGGGCUCCGGCCUCCGCCACCCCGUCUACUGGAACUCCAGUAACCCCAGGCUGCUUCGAGGAGACGCUGUGGUGGAACUUGGCCUCAACGAUUACCUAGACAUCUUCUGCCCGCACUAUGAAGGGCCAGGGCCCCCUGAGGGCCCUGAGACAUUUACCUUAUACAUGGUGGACCGGCGCGGCUAUGAGACCUGCCAGGCUCAGGGCCCAGGUGCCUUCAAGCGCUGGAGGUGCUCCCUUCCCUUCGCCCCUUUGGGCCCCAUUCGGUUCUCAGAGAAGAUUCAGCGCUUCACCCCCUUCUCCCUUGGCUUCGAGUUCUUGCCUGGAGAAACCUACUACUACAUCUCGGUACCAAGUCCGGAAAGUUCUGGCCAGUGCUUGAGGCUCCAGGUGUUUGUCUGCUGCAAGGAGAGCAGGUCUGAGUCCGCCCAUCCUGUCGGGAGCCCUGGAGAGAGUGGCACAUCUGGGUGGCAAGGGGGGGGCACUCCUAGCCCCCUCUGUCUCUUGCUGCUGCUGCUGCUCCCAAUUCUGCGUCUCCUGCGAGUUCUCUGAGCCAAGCAGACCCUCCCUGCCUCCCCCAGGAGCCAGAGCCUCCCAAGACUCUCUGCAGCAGGGGCCCUGCCACCUGAGCUGGGAGUGCCAGAAAAAGCCAGACAGACAAGGUGGAAGAGAGGGAGAGGUCAGAGGGUCUGAGGUGACUCUAAAGUGCCAGACCCCUCAUCACUGGCUGAAGAGGAGAACAGGGAAGCUGUAGACGGCCCUGGGCAUCCUGGAGCCGAGUCAAGACCAACAUAGGGUCUCUGUCAGCUGCUUUGAUGGUCUCAUCCCAUCCCCCAGGAGGACUGUGAUUUGUGAGAUCGCACUCUUGAGCCUGCUGGGGCCCAAGGCUGAAGACCUGGGACAGGUGGAUUGCCAGACCUGGGCCAGGCUAACCAUCUGUGCCCAGUGCCUUGUGGCCCUCUUCCCUGGGGCAGCACCUUUCCCUCCCCAGGAGGUCACUCUGUUGUCUUCUAUGAAGACGGAUCCGCCAUAAGUUUGAAUUUCAUGUCAGUUUGUAUUUUUAUAAGUGUGUGGACCAAACCCUCAAUAAACCACCCAUCUUUUUGUUGAUCUCCCCCACCCACUGCCCUCUGGCUCCUUCCCUGACACUAGCACUCCCUACAGCCUGUGCUCACAGCCGGACUUGGCCUGACCUCCAUGCCAGCUGUGCCCAGGCCAUCCAUGCCAGGCCUCAGUGGGCACCCCUCUAGGCAGUGUGGGGUGGUGCCAGCAACAGCUGUGGAGCUUGGCACUCUCCCACCUCCCUAGUUGGCUUCCUGUAGCCAGGAGGGGCAGAUGCUCCUGACUGUCUACCCACUUGGGGCACUGCCCCCACUCUGGUAGCACCAAGCUGGCCAUUGGGGCAUAAGCAAGGGGCAGUAGGAAGACAACACCUGGAUUUCAGAAUGCCUGGGUCCCUGAGAGCUAGGCUUCCCUCCACCUCCCCUAGGGCACUCUGGGCGGUGGCUGGCCUAGAACUGGGGAGGUGGGGUCAGAUCAAAGCCUCCUUCCCCAGCGGCCUCUUUGUUCUUAGCUUUUAUAAGGAGGAGGAGGUGGGGCUGAGGAGGGAGGGCCCCCUUUGCUCCCAGCCACACUUAGUCUCUCCCACCUCUUAGGCUAGGUUAUGAUUCCUCUAUGUCCUACGGAGACCCUCUUUCUGAAAGGUGUCCUAAGUAGAGAGAGGGUAAGGGGUGCCCCUUCCCCCGAAGCUACACCCUACCCAGCCCGGUGCCCCGCAGCCUCCACUGGCACAGAGCCGGCCCGUCUGGCUCGGGUCCAGCGAUCGAUAGGUGGAUGUUGUGCUGAUUAGCUCGGCCCGGCUGCGGCAGCGAGAGGCAGCGUG